Chenopodium quinoa (quinoa) is the source of this 3351-nucleotide messenger RNA. RefSeq lists its product as uncharacterized. Bases 710 to 1747 code for a protein of 345 amino acids. Gene Ontology annotation, cellular component: chloroplast outer membrane. NCBI's taxonomy places the organism in Eukaryota, Viridiplantae, Streptophyta, Magnoliopsida, Caryophyllales, Amaranthaceae. The transcript has 5 exons. Gene Ontology annotation, biological process: chloroplast organization. The record is from RefSeq and is a predicted model, not a curated record.
GCUUGAUAUCUCUGAUGAUCGUGGAAAGGUGCAUGUCCUUAAUAGCUAAGAAAACAUUUAUUGGAUGCAAAUGCUUUAUUUUAUUUGUUGUGUGUCCAAUCUGUCAAAAAUUAGCAUUCACUUUGACGGUAUCAUGUGAAGUAGUAACGUGACUAAUAAACUGUGCAAAGUAAGUAACUCUCAGGAAGAGAAGAUCUUCGGCCAGGUAUGCAGUAUGUAUUUUUUUUAAAAAAAUCUAUAUCCAAAGUUCAAUCAAAAGAAAUAAACUGUUAUCAAUAAUUUCUUUUGGGAAAAAAAAAUAAAAAAUUAGUCUUUCACAUUGAUUCAUUCAAGUUUUGAACAUCUACCAGCCAACCCCCGGUAGCAUUUUAUAUUUAUAUUACUUGGUUAUAAUUUCUUUGAAUGCAUCAAUGACAAUUUGGUCAAUUUCUGAUACAAGCAUAAUCACAAUAUAUAGAAGAUGUACUAGCUACUUCCCCCCAUCCAACGCCAACAAUCAACACAAGACCUCCAUCUCCAUCCAUAUAUCCAUCGCCUUUUGGUGGAGCUACACCCCAGACAUCUCCGACGAUAUAGUCUAAUAAGGUGGGAAAAAGGGGUGUAGCUCCACCACCACGUAGUAGUAGAUUGCAAAAAAUUGUACAUCCUCUCUUGGUUUUAUCAAAAUCAGAAGGUCCUUGCGUGGUUAAAAAAAAAAAAAAAAAAAAAAAUGGUUAGUGAACUUUGUGCUACACCGCCUAUGACAGGCAAACCUUUGCCUGGUAAAGAUGAUGAGCCAUUACUACCACUAAUGCCUGGAAAUGGAGGUGGACCCUCACCUCCCUUGUCUGGAAAAGGAGGUGGCCCGCCACCACCUCCAUCGAAGUUUAUGGGCAAGAAGAAAGCCACAACAAAUUUAAAGAGGUCUACUGAAAUGGGGAACUUAUUUCGGCUCCUAAGGGGGUUGAUGGAAGGAUCCUGUUUAGGUGAGGGAUCAUCUCGAGGAAGGAAGACGGGUGGUGGGAGUAAUGGCGGAUCUAAUGGUGGACAAAGCAUGAAUGAUGCACUAGUAGAAAUAGCCAGAAGGUCAACUUACUUCCAGCAAAUUGAAGAAGAUGUAAGAACACAUGAUAAGACAAUUAAGGGGAUUCAAUCUUCUCUUAGCUCAUUCAAAACAAAGGACAUGGAUGUACUGCUUAUGUUCUACCAAGAAGUAGAAUCAAAACUCGAUGUCCUAACAGAUGAAAGCCAGGUUCUAGCGAGGUUUGAAGGCUUCCCGGGGAAGAAAUUAGAUGCCUUGAGGAUGGCAGCAGUGCUAUACAAAAAACUGAGUGCAACUCUAUCUGAGCUACAUAACUGGAAAAUCGAGUCACCUCUGGCUCAGCUUCUUGAUAAAGUUGAGAAAUACUUCAACAAGAUUAAAGGGGAAAUGGAAGCCAUAGAACGAACCAAAGAUGAAGAAGAAAAGAAAUUUCAGAGCCAUGGCAUCCACUUGGACUUCAACAUUAUCUUAAAGAUCAAGGAAGCCAUGGUGAAUGUUUCAUCGAGCUGCAUUGAGCUGGCUCUCAAGGAGAAGAGGGAAGCUAAGACAGAAAUAAAUGAUCAAACUUUGGCAAAAGCAAGAAAUCAACACAAGAAAAUAGACACCGAAACUCUUUGGAGGACUUUCCAGUUCUCUUUUAAAGUGUAUUCUUUUGCUGGAGGGCAAGAUGAGCGCGCUGAAAGGUUGGCAAAAGAGCUAGCUAAGGAGAUACAGGCUGACCCAUGAAGGAUUAACUUAUUUGUCCAUUAAUCAAUUGCACACAUAGUAUUAAUCACAUCUCUGCUGUACAUGAAUUAUAAGUUAAACUUAGUUGUUUGUUCCUGAUGAAUCAUCAAUUCACAAGUUAAGGGGCGCUGUGAUGCCUGCUUUCCUGCAUUCUGAGAUCUUAGUUGUUUGUUUCUGAUGAAUAUUCAACUCGCAAGCCAAGAAAUACUGUGAUGCCUACUUCUCUGCAGAAUGCAAUACAUAUAUCAGAAGUCUAAACACUACUUCAUGCAUGGUUCUUCAAAUCUGAGGUUGCAUUUACGAGUCAAAUUCAUAGUAAAAGUAGAAGUGACAUGAGUCGCAUGACUUUUUGUCAUAGAUUUGAGUAGAUGCCCACAGAUUGUGCACCAGAGGGCUACAGAAUGCAAAGCUAUUUCAGGUCAGAGGAAAUUUGCUAUAAGGAUGAACAAGAUCAGAUUGAGCCUAUUGUUCAGAAGCGAGCAAGCAGGCAUGGGAAAAAUGCAAUCAAUGGUAGUUUCAUCGAUUAACAAUACUUCAGGACAAGAACUGAGGAGCAAUAUGUGAUAUCUUGAGUUAUAUCAGGCUGCUGAAACUAACUGGAAACAUCAUCUGGAGUAAACUUUGUAUUGGGGAUGGGCGUUGAAAGUACAAAGUAAACAAAGUACUUUGGAAGAAAAGGGGGAGGGGAAGCAAGGGGGUUUUUAGGUAUAUCUUGCAACGGUACUGCCUACUUCCAAUAUGUUCUUAAUGAUGAUAUAAAGAAAUAUGCAGUCAGUCUAUCUAUAAAUAGCAAGGUAUGUACCUGCUUGAGAAGAUGUGCUUGGGCAUUUGUAUCAUUGCAUGUUCACCUGUGUGAUCAUAAUCAUAAUCUUGGCUUACAGCUUUUAUAGAGAGGCGGCAUUUGGAACUAAAUAUUUAAUUUCUAUGUCGCAUUUGCAUUCAUGAGAUUUGCACUCUUUGAUGUGGCGCAUAUCAUGGAAAUCCUGCCUUGUUGGGUACCUUCUACAACUAUUGUGAGAGAUAGCUCUGAAAUAGACGGCUGCUAGCAUUGCCUGAGUAAGCUAUCUUGUAAGGGAUCAUGCCUGAAAGUUCAAAGUUAGCUGUCUCGCUUAUCAGUGUCAUAUAACUAAGGAUGUCGUCCAAGGCCAUGUAAUUUCCUGCCCUUCUUAAGUAUGUUGUGUUCUCUGACUGAGGUCAAGGUAAUUACACAGGCAGUGCUCAGGGCUUGGCCAGCUCAUGUACUCCAUCUACAGACCAGAGGCCGGAGCAUAUGCUUACAGUAUCAUGAUAAAGGGCCCCUUGAAACCCCUAUACAUGGGCCAUUGAUGGCAUUGAUUCAAUGCUUACACCAAUGGUUUCCCAGAGGCUAGAUCAGAUCAUGUAGAUGUCAUCACAAACAGCUGAAUGUGUCAUCUUUCCUGUGAAUUCUGUGAUCAAGCAGAUUGAUUGGAGCAUUUUGACAUUUUGUAUAUGGUUACAACCACCUUCAGAUAAACCAGCUAAGGAUCGUAAAUUGAGAGUCUGAGUUGCAGAGUAGAGUGCAUUUCACUUCAAGCCUAUAUGCAAACUUUGCUAAUGGUAAUGCUCGUAUUACUUGACCUUGA